AGCCCUCUUUAUCGUAGUAGAGUAGUAGUAGUAGUAGUAGUAGUGGAGUCUGCAACAGUAGAAAAGGAAAUAUAGAGAAAGAAGUGACUGAGAAAGCACUGUUUGAUAUUGGUAUGGAUUGAUAGAUAGAUACAAAUUUUCAAAAAGAGAGCGUGAAAAUUCAGUUUGCUGUUCAGAUCUUCGAAGCCCAUAUGCCCUUUUAGAGAUCCUUCUAUACCCUCUCUUUUUCACUUUUUUUUUCCCCGGCGAAUCUCAUGUCAGUUUCCGACGAUCAUCCGAUCAUUUGAACGGCUUGCAGGUCGUCAAUUCGGGAUUUGGAGGACCUGAGGCAUGUAUAAAAACCAGUUGCAAGAAUUAGCUCAGAGAAGCUGUUUCAACCUGCCAUCUUAUGCUUGUAUUCGUGAAGGACCUGAUCAUGCACCUCGGUUUAAAGCCACUGUCAACUUCAACGGGGAGACCUUUGAAAGUCCAACCUUCUGCACCACCCUGAGACAAGCAGAGCAUGCUGCAGCCGAGGUAGCACUCAACACACUUUCAAAAAGGGGUCCCUCUAGAUCUCUAGCUGCAAGAGUGUUGGAUGAAACUGGAGUUUACAAGAAUCUGCUUCAAGAGACGGCCCACAGAGCGGGGUUAAACCUUCCUACAUAUACAACCGUCCGAUCUGGACCAGGUCAUGUUCCUGUAUUUUCUUGCACAGUUGAGCUUGCAGGAAUGAGCUUUACUGGAGAGCCAGCUAAGACCAAGAAGCAAGCACAGAAGAAUGCUGCCAUGGCUGCUUGGUCUGCCCUGAAACAAAUGUCCCACCUUGGCUCUUCUUCUUCCUCUUCUGGGUUGGAAUCUGAAGGGAAUGAGGAGCAGGAACAGGUUGUCGUGGCUCGCACUCUUGCUAGCUUGCGUCCAGCAGAGGCAAAUAAAUCAACUCAAAACGACCGGCAACGUGGGCGUCGGAGAUCAGCUCCUGCUCGUAGGACCACAAAGCCUGGUAGCACAAGCAUAUCAUUGUACCCGAUGCACUACCAGAGUUGGAAUUAUUCUAAUUUCUUUCCUGAAAUGGCAAUGUACCAAAUGUACCAAAUGUGGCAGCAGGAACAGGCAUCCCAGCAGCAGAGCCGCCUGUUGACUCAUCCAGUAGCACCGACUCUUCCGCCUGGUCCUCAUGUUGUUCCAUUUAUUCAGUCUAUAUUCCAGCCAGAACAUGGGCACUAUGUUCCAGUAAGGGAGCACGAACAACCCAUCCAGGCUGUGCCAGGAGUAUCAAUGCCUACCUCAGGUCCAUCUUUAUACUUUUCAAACCCUUUGAUGCCAGUUCCUGUUGGGAGUAGGUCCCAGGUAACCAUACAGGAGAUUCAGGAAGAGAGAACACAAAUGAGUGAAGAGUGGCUUCAUAGUGAUGCAGAUGGUGAUGGGCGGAAGGUGAAUAUACAGCCAAAUGCCUCUGGAUUUUCUCCAGUAGAAGCUGCGAAUGCUCCUGUUUCUGGUGUCAGUCAUGCAGAUCCAUUAGUCCGGGAGACAACACGGGAGGUGGAUAAACAAAAGAAUGUUGAGUCCGAUCCCAGCAUUAGGCACGCUGUACAACUGGAAGGGGGCCAAAGCGAACGUAUUGAAUGGGCCUCUCGGGGGUCCACAGAUGCUGGAUAUGUUCCCAGAUCGACAAACCCUGGUCAUGCUGAGUUCCGGUUGCGUCAGUUGCAUGGUCUUGAUUCAUCUCAGUCCAAUCCCAGGCCACAUCAUCACCCCAGAGGAGUUUCUCCAGUGAUGGCUCAUAGUUUUAGGCGUCCUACCACUCCAGCUCCUGUUAUGAUUAGAACUGUUGGGCGGCCUGCAUCUUCAGUGAGCCCCAAACUGGAAAGCUCGAAUCCUCGAGUGCCUGCUCCAGCUGCAAUCAGGACCGCAGCUUCUACAUGUGUACCUAGACCUUGGCCAAGAGGAAUGAUGACUGGAGGAAUGCCUUCUAAUAUGAUGGCUCCAGCAGUUCACAUCAGAUCAGUUGUCCCAGUCUGUGCAGCACCACCGGCAAGGAAAAUUCCAGAAACUAACCAGGAUGGAUUGUUAUCAGGUGGUGAGCGGAGAACUAAGGAGCCAGAAGAUGUGAAAGCAUCAGGCUUGGAGCUGGAGCAUUAAGCCUGGACCUAUGCUGGUUCCAAUGGCAAAUUGGGUACCUUGGUGGCCUCAUCCAUUGUGCAGCCAUGGGCUUUGCCUCACCAUGUUCCCUCUCUGGCCGAGAUGGGUAGCCCUUUACUUAACAGCCAUGGAAGGUUUCAACACAUAGUUGUCUCGGCAUCUAGGCGACCCAAUGCAUUGAAAGGGUCCUGGACAUCAAGGCAACACUAACAAGGUACCUAAGCGACGCCUUGACAACUAUGGUUCAAGGAAUAUGUGGUUCUUUUGUUGCAUUCUUCAGAAUAUGUGAUGCGACCUCUAUUUCAUCUGGAGAAACCUUUACAGCCACACCAGUAACGUCCUCUUGUAGAUUAUGGGAGCAUUCAGAUGAACUCUGCUUUGCUUCUGUUGCUAGUCCAUAAAAAGGUGGGUCUGUGCAUCUGCAACAAAGAGCAAUUUCAUAAGAUCUUUUCAGUAUCUCCAUCUUUCAGAAAGGAUGUUUCUUGUGGCCUCUUCAGUUUCAAUUUUUUUUAUAAGAUGGAAUAAUAUAAUUGGAUCUGCUUGAUAAGCCAAGAGUCAACACCAUAUUACUUAAAUCCAAACAAAAUUGAGAGUCCAAUAUUCCUGAAUUUUUUUUUUCUUGAGAUCUGUAACCUAAGUUAGAUCUACAUUUGCAAAUUUGAAGAAGAUUUAGUGUCAUUGUGUA
Molecule: messenger RNA, 2806 nt
Organism: Macadamia integrifolia
Lineage: Eukaryota; Viridiplantae; Streptophyta; Magnoliopsida; Proteales; Proteaceae
Product: double-stranded RNA-binding protein 2-like
Exons: 5
Coding region: 331-2121 (596 amino acids)
Molecular function (GO): double-stranded RNA binding
Source: RefSeq, a predicted model, not a curated record